Messenger RNA from Aspergillus nidulans FGSC A4, 1007 nucleotides. Its product is annotated as ADP-ribosylation factor family protein. Gene Ontology annotation, molecular function: GTP binding; GTPase activity. Gene Ontology annotation, cellular component: nuclear outer membrane-endoplasmic reticulum membrane network; Golgi apparatus. Gene Ontology annotation, biological process: response to endoplasmic reticulum stress; Golgi to plasma membrane protein transport; protein localization to Golgi apparatus. The record is from RefSeq and is a predicted model, not a curated record. The coding region runs from base 153 to 983 and encodes 276 amino acids. The transcript is spliced from 2 exons. NCBI's taxonomy places the organism in Eukaryota, Fungi, Ascomycota, Eurotiomycetes, Eurotiales, Aspergillaceae.
UUCAGAUCAAGCGACACAAUUGCGAUGCGUUAGCAGAGAAUGGCUCUCAAACUGUCAUGAUUUCUCCGCUCUAUUCGUGCUUAUACCUCAAUAAUCCCUAGACUGAGGCUGCGCCGUCGGAGAUCGGGGCGGACUGCCCGCUGCAGCACAAGAUGUACCAUCUGGCCAAGUCUUUGUACAUGUACGCUACCAGCAAAGAGGAAUACUCCGUCCUUCUUCUCGGUUUAGAUAAUGCAGGCAAGACUACGCUCCUUUCCCAGAUCAAAGCCCUCUACCAGCAUCGACCUGAUGGCACGCCUGCGCCCAACCCCGGCAAGACCGUACCAACCGUAGGGCAAAAUGUCAGCACAAUAUCAUUGCCGGACAUGUACUUGAAGAUCUGGGAUGUCGGUGGACAGAUUUCCAUGCGGAACCUCUGGCAGAGCUACUAUUCCAGCUGUCAUGCGAUCAUCUUUGUGGUGGACAGUACAGACGUCGGACAGAAUCCUGACAUUACGCGCCUUCCUUCUCUAUCCGCAAGGGCUAGUAGCUCUCGGAAACCGUCGACACCCAGGCCAGGAUCAGGAGCGGCGGAAUCAUCAGCAGAGCGCGAAGUCGAUGCUGACGGUGACGGCGAUGGUGGGAAUGAUAGCGUAAACACUUUCGCCGAGCAACUGGCCAGCAUCAACGCUCCCGAUAGUGACUUCGGCCGAUUAGACGAGUGUCGUCAGGUGCUUGAAUCCGUGCUUCGCAAUGCUGAUGUUGCCGGUGUGCCUAUUCUCGUGCUUGCUAAUAAACAAGACCGGGAAGACUCAGUAGAGGUUGUCCGGAUCAAGGAGGGGUUCGUGCGAAAGGUGUUUGAGGGAGAAACAGGCGGCGUCGUUCGCGAUAGUCGUGUUUUACCCAUCAGUGCUCUUAUGGGUUCAGGAGUACGGGAGGCUGUCGAAUGGGUGCAGAGCCGGGUGAAGUGGAACAAGGAGGGGAGGCCGCCCGUUAUGAGGUGAUCUAUAUCAUUUGCCUUUCAUUAU